Thlaspi arvense is the source of this 873-nucleotide messenger RNA. Lineage: Eukaryota; Viridiplantae; Streptophyta; Magnoliopsida; Brassicales; Brassicaceae. The record is from the annotation of a GenBank genome assembly.
AUGAAAGCGCUUGAGAUUACACACCUGUUCAGUUAUGAAAGCCUUGCACUGCAUAUUUGUGUUGAUUUACAAGCUCUUUGCGAGCAAUAUGGGGAAAACGUGCUUGAAGCCAAUCAAAAUCCAAACUGGAUUUGUCCUGUUUGUCGUGGAAUUUGUAACUGCAGCUUGUGCCGGCAAGCAAAAGGAUGGGCUCCCACUGGCCCUUUAUAUAAGAAGAUUUCUCAACUAGGCUUCAAGUCAGUUGCACAUUAUCUCAUCCAAACCAGACGUUCGCAGAAUGGUUCAGAAGAAGUUUAUGAUUCUAACAUUCCACUUUCUGCAAAAAGAUCACUGGCCUCCUUAGAUACAGAACCAAAAUUAGAGAGGAAAGAGUCUCUAUCUCAAAUAAUUACUGUUGUGAGCAUAUUAAAUGUGAAGAGAAGGAGGAAGCUGCAGAAAACAUUGUUGCUUCUGGAAGCACACCGAAGUCAAAAAGGAAGCUGCAUUAUACUUCUGAACCAAACACAGAUACUAUUGCCGGGAGAUAAGGCAGAGGCGUCGAAUGGCAAUGGAAUCCUUGAACAGAAUGGAAUGCUUGCAAGUUUGGGUUCAAAAGAUACAGAGAGUAUUGCUGGAAGUUUCAAGUAUAAUUCAUCAAAGGCAUACCCGAAAAAGACUGAAUUACCAAACAAGUCUCAACGUGAUUUAUCAGAAGGGCUUGGUAAGGUGUUGAAUUUGGACGACUUGGUCUCCUGGACUCGGCCAAAGUGGGCCGGACCCAUUAGGCCCUGCUCGGCCCAUUUUGUUCUACUCAUAGUUCAUAAGCCCUCUUCAGAUCGGCAAGCUGACAAUUUAUUAUUUACCGCUUAUUUCGCGAGGCACUUUUUGUUUUAA